Molecule: messenger RNA, 4117 nt
Organism: Bactrocera oleae (olive fruit fly)
Lineage: Eukaryota; Metazoa; Arthropoda; Insecta; Diptera; Tephritidae
Source: RefSeq, a predicted model, not a curated record
ACUUGGUUUUGUGGCACCUGCGUGAAAAAAAUGGCAGUGCAAAAUUUGCAACGCGAAAAAUAAAGAAGUUGCUUUUUGAACGCGUUUGGAAAAAUCAAUUCUUUGCUACUUCAUUCGGUUGCCGAAGUCGGCGCUGCAGUUGACGGCGCAGCCGUUGAACCACUACAGCUGUCAUCAGCAGAGCCAGCACCGAGGCAUAUUGCAUUGUAGUAAAGCGAACUGCCAACAGCAGACGACGAACCACCCGCCCAAACUAUUAUGCGGCGCUUAGGCGGCCACCCACUCCAGCAGAGCAGAUUCGAGAACCCCCCCGCGCGAUUUCGUGUACACGCCAGCUGCACAGUAGCGUAACGGCAUCAAGCGAAGCAGCUAGCAAGUGACGGUGGUGAAGAAGAAACUCCAAGGAAAUCCCCCACGUCGAGUUGGUAUUUUCGUGUGAGCCAUCGCUGGCUAACUGCACUGUCAAGUGUGUGGUCGCGUACUGUGUGUGAUUCUUGAGACGAAGUUUGUCACCGCUGAACUCUUGACUUGACUGUCUGGCCAAAUGACUGACAGAAUGAGGUGUGUUGCCUAUAAGAGGUGCGGGCGUGCGGGGCUGUUUCGUUUGUGAAGAAUACAAAAUCAUAAGCAAAAAGUGCAAAUGUGCAACGAGUGAAUAAUACUUUGUAUGCCGCAUUACACAUGCAAUUCUUUACUCGGUGCAGUAGACGGCGAGAUAAACAAAUCAAUACAUACAAUGCCUGCGACGCUUUGUUAUUAAAAACCACUGGGACCUCGAAUAGUAGCAAACACAACCAGCUAUAAAAUGUCUCCUCUAAGACUAGUCUACUGUUUGGUGCUUUUCGCCGGUGUUCGAGCGAGUACACCUGAGCAUCCGUUCGCCUGUAUGAGUUAUAUGGAAGAUGAGAAGUUCAUAAAUGAUGAUGAUGACUUUGACGAAUAUUCAGCAAAUGGCGCGCAGGCGCAAUAUAGUGCAGAGAAUUUGAAUUCACUGGACGUAGAAGACACACCAAUUGAACCGACAGCGCCGCAUAGACGCAUCUGCCAGGCUGAUUAUACUUUUUGUUUUGCACUCUGGCGGCAAUAUCCGAAUGGUACACGUAUCGAGAAACAAGGUUGUUGGAAAGAGAGCACCGAACGCAAUGCCACAUGCAGUCAGUCGGAGUGCACAAGCUCAGCGCCUACAUCACGCAACAAUUCUCUAUACUAUUGCUGCUGUUCGGGUGAUUCCUGUAAUAAGAAUGUGGCCGUGGUGGAACCAGCGCCCUUGCAGCUCUCCAAACCCAUUUAUGGCGCUGACAAAAAUGUUUCUAUGCACUUUGGCGAUGCUGGUGUGGGCGUCAUUCUGACUGUGAUUGUUGUAUUGAUUCUAUGCUUGUCGGUUAGCAGUUUUGCGGCUUACUGUUAUGUGCACAAAAUUAAAGACAAAACCAUGCCCGAGGAAGCACCACUGGCACCUUCCGGUCCUGGUUAUAGUUCGAACCUGCGAAAUGUGGAUAAUAUUAACUUGAUAUGCAUGCUCGGCAAUGGUAAAUAUGGUACCGUUAUGAAGGGUUUACUGCACGAUCAAGAGGUGGCUGUGAAGAUAUUCCCGGAAAGUCAUUAUCCAUAUUAUAUUAAUGAACGGAACAUUUACUCGCUGCCUAUGAUGGAUAGUCCCUCGUUGCUAACAUACUUUGGUUAUGACGAGCGUCACACAAUGGACGGUAAAAUCGAAUAUCAGUUGGUGCUAUCACUAGCUCCAUUGGGCUGCUUACAGGAUUGGCUUAUAGCCAAUACUAUGAGUUUCGAGACCUUCUGUGGUAUGGCGAAGUCCAUUACACGGGGUCUCUCACAUCUACAUACGGAGAUAAGUCGCGGGGAUGAGUAUAAACCAUGCGUUGCCCAUCGGGACUUCAACUCGCGUAAUGUGCUCGUCAAAGCCGAUCGUACAUGUUGCAUAGCCGAUUUCGGCUUUGCGCUAAAAGUGUUCGGCUCCAAGUAUGAAUAUCGCGGCGAAGUUGCUGUCGCCGAAACGAAAAGCAUUAAUGAAGUCGGCACACUACGUUACAUGGCACCUGAACUUUUAGAGGGCGCUGUAAAUUUACGUGACUGUGAGACAUCGCUCAAGCAGAUGGACGUGUAUGCGUUGGGGCUGGUGCUCUGGGAAGUGGCGACUCGUUGUACAGACUAUUAUGCGCCGGCGCAAAUGACGCCAGCUUAUAAGGCGCCCUACGAACAAGAGGUCGGCACACAUCCCACCUUCGAUCAGAUGCAGGCGUUGGUAGUGCGGCACAAAGCAAGACCACUCUUUCCGCCUGGUUGGGGUGGUGGCGCUGCGGCUAAGCUAAUUAAAGACACAUGUGAGGAUUCUUGGGAUCAUGAUGCUGAGGCGCGUUUAACUUCGCUAUGCGCCGAGGAGCGUAUGCAAGAAGCAGCUGGUUUGCGGCCACGCUACUCACACGCACAAUCGCCUAGUCCGUUAUUGAGCGCCAACAAUUUACUUGCUGUCGAUCAUGUCGACUCAUCAGCGGUACGUAUAUCUAUGGAAACAUGUCAAUCGGAGACGGCAACAAUGCUGCAGCCGCCACCAAAUCAGAAGCUGUUGCCGCGUGCUCAUAGUAUGGGCAGUGAGUUGGGUGGCAUGCCACCGCAGACAGAGAAAAAUCAUCUCAUACACACACAACAACAACUGCAACCAUAUCAGGGACGCAAUCCAUGUCAGGAGCGUAACUUGGCGCCGGUCGCAACGCGUCCACCACAAAUUCUGGUUGAGAAAAGUAAGAAGCAUAGCUUUCAGACGGGUCAAGAGAAUAGUUUCUCAUGCCUCGAAGACGACGUUUCAGUAGAGGAUUUAAUCUCUGGCGGUAGCACGAAGAAGAUUAGCAAUUUUAUGACUGACAAUACUUCCAGCAUGGGUGAAGGCUUCCCCAAACAACACAACACCGAUCGAAAGCUGCGCGGUUGGCAUGGCGUACGUGCCUUAAUACAAAAGAAACUCUUUCGUAAGAGUGACGUCGGCGCUGACGUUUUCCAGCAACAAUUCGGUUAUGGCGAUGAAAAGUCCAACUUAGUUGACAAUCGUUAUGCGGCGGUAAUUAAGGGACUAGACAACACCGGCACCGAAAGGCUGGCCAAAGCAGCCACCGUUAGCUACAUCGACGAUCGACAGCGCUGCAACAAUGGCGUUGCCACAUUAAAAACCACAAUGCUCAGCGAUAUCUAUCCGCAUACGAGACGACCCAAUAAUCUCGACUUGAGUCCUCUCAAUGGUGCUGCAGUUCCGGUCGCUGAGUGCAGUACGCCGCUUAACAGCGCCACCUACAACAAAUCCAAUUUAAUACAGAGUAUUGCGGAGGAGUGUCACGAUAGCGUGCCUAAAGUGCGUCUACAGCAAUUGGACACACGCACAAGUACGCCCUGUCACGUGGUGCCGCGUUCCCUCUCCACCAGUCUGAUAAAAAAUAUGAAUCGUAAUAAUAAUAACCUCACUAAAAGUGAGCUUAACCCAGUGAAUGUGGCAAAGUGUCCAAAGGAGGCGAUACCGCCAACGGCUGCCAACUCGGCUGGCCAUCUCAGCGCGCCCAAUCACGCCGACAUACUGUUUCGGCGACAGCGCAGCCUUGAGAUGUUCCGCGAAGUGUUCAGUGGGCGUGGCAGCACGGAGCGACUACGCGAUCCUAGUCAACGUGUGAAAACACCGGGCGAUGUGCCGCCUUCAGUGCGUAAAGUGCGCGCCUCCAAGACGCUCAGUCUCUACGACGAUCGAAUGAUGGACUCGUCCACGCUGAAUAUACUCUAGCAUGAGGAAGUUCUGUUGCUGGAAUUGUAAACUGCGAGAAGUUGUGUUAAGUUUACAAUGGCGGCAGACAGAACAGUAGUGUUAUAAACGAAAGUAGACGAAGUGCUUCGUUGAAAAUACGCUCGCAUGUUUGACAUGGCAUAGAGACGAGAGCGCCGACACACGCGCUGAAAUUGCAAUACAAGAUUUCCACUCUAUUUUACAUAGACACGAGUAUUUAUGUAACUAUAUGACCCAACUGUAUUGUAUGUAUUUACAUGGAAAACUCUAUACAUAUACAUGUGUAGAUUUGUAUGUGUUUGUAUAAGUGAAAUAACCAAAGUCCUUAUAGUGUAA